CCGGCUCCGGCCUAUAAGAGGGCUGGUCGUUGACGUCAGCUUUCUCUUCCGCCCGCUCUGUCCCCGCCAGCGAGACAGGGCCGCAGCCGCCGCCAUUACCGGUCCCCUCCUUUCCUCCGCUCCCGGAGAAUCCGCCGCCAUCCGCAGCCAUGGUGAACUUCACAGUAGACCAGAUUCGGGCCAUUAUGGACAAAAAGGCCAAUAUCCGAAACAUGUCUGUGAUUGCCCAUGUGGACCAUGGCAAAUCCACCUUGACUGACUCCCUAGUAUGCAAAGCUGGUAUCAUUGCUUCUGCCCGUGCUGGUGAGACCCGGUUCACUGACACGAGAAAAGAUGAGCAGGAAAGGUGCAUCACUAUCAAGUCAACAGCUAUCUCUCUCUUCUACGAGCUGUCUGAAAAUGACUUGGCCUUCAUCAAACAGAGCAAGGAUGGUUCUGGUUUCCUGAUCAACUUGAUUGACUCACCUGGACACGUAGAUUUCUCUUCUGAAGUCACAGCGGCUCUCCGUGUCACUGAUGGUGCCCUGGUUGUCGUAGACUGUGUCUCUGGUGUGUGUGUACAGACGGAAACUGUGCUGCGACAGGCCAUUGCUGAGAGGAUCAAGCCUGUCCUGAUGAUGAACAAGAUGGACAGAGCACUGCUGGAGCUGCAGUUGGAGCCAGAAGAGCUGUACCAGACCUUCCAGCGUAUUGUGGAGAAUGUCAAUGUCAUCAUUUCUACCUAUGGGGAAGGAGAGAGUGGCCCCAUGGGAAACAUCAUGAUUGAUCCUGUGCUAGGUACAGUUGGCUUUGGUUCUGGCCUGCAUGGCUGGGCUUUCACCCUGAAACAGUUUGCUGAGAUGUAUGUUGCAAAGUUUGCUGCAAAGGGUGAUGGGCAACUGGGUGCUGCUGAGCGUGCCAAGAAGGUAGAGGACAUGAUGAAGAAGCUGUGGGGAGACAGAUAUUUUGAUCCUGCUUCUGGCAAGUUCAGCAAAUCUGCUACCAGCCCUGAUGGAAAGAAACUGCCCAGGACUUUCUGCCAGCUGAUCCUAGACCCCAUCUUCAAGGUCUUUGAUGCAAUCAUGAACUUCAAGAAAGAGGAGACUGCUAAACUGAUCGAGAAACUGGACAUCAAACUUGACAGUGAGGAUAAAGACAAGGAGGGCAAACCCCUACUGAAGGCUGUGAUGAGGCGCUGGCUGCCUGCCGGAGAAGCUCUGCUGCAGAUGAUCACCAUCCACCUGCCUUCCCCUGUCACAGCUCAGAAAUACCGCUGUGAGCUGCUGUACGAGGGCCCCCCUGACGACGAAGCUGCCAUGGGUAUUAAGAACUGUGACCCCAAAGGGCCCCUGAUGAUGUACAUCUCUAAAAUGGUGCCAACCUCAGACAAAGGUCGUUUCUAUGCUUUUGGACGUGUCUUCUCUGGUCUCGUCUCUACUGGCUUGAAAGUCAGAAUCAUGGGACCAAAUUACACUCCUGGCAAGAAGGAAGAUCUGUACCUGAAACCAAUCCAAAGGACCAUUCUUAUGAUGGGCCGUUACGUUGAACCCAUUGAGGACGUGCCUUGUGGUAACAUCGUUGGGCUGGUCGGUGUUGACCAGUACCUAGUCAAGACCGGCACCAUCACCACCUUUGAGCAUGCUCACAACAUGAGAGUGAUGAAGUUCAGCGUCAGCCCCGUGGUGCGUGUGGCUGUUGAAGCAAAGAACCCAGCUGACCUGCCCAAGCUAGUAGAAGGACUGAAGCGUUUGGCCAAGUCUGACCCUAUGGUGCAGUGCAUCAUUGAAGAGUCUGGAGAACACAUCAUUGCUGGUGCAGGAGAGCUGCAUUUGGAGAUCUGCCUGAAGGAUCUGGAAGAGGACCAUGCAUGCAUUCCAAUUAAGAAAUCUGACCCUGUCGUGUCUUACCGCGAGACGGUCAGUGAGGAAUCCGAUGUGCUGUGCCUUUCCAAGUCCCCCAACAAGCACAACAGGCUGUACAUGAAGGCCCGACCCUUCCCAGAUGGAUUGGCUGAGGAUAUCGACAAAGGCGACGUCUCUUCCCGUCAGGAGCUGAAGCAGCGUGCACGCUACCUAGCUGAGAAGUAUGAGUGGGAUGUCACUGAAGCCCGUAAAAUCUGGUGCUUUGGUCCAGAUGGCACUGGCCCCAACAUCCUGACUGAUAUCACCAAGGGAGUGCAGUAUCUGAAUGAAAUCAAGGACAGUGUUGUGGCUGGCUUCCAGUGGGCUACUAAGGAGGGAGCUCUGUGUGAGGAGAACAUGCGCGGAGUCCGCUUUGAUGUGCACGACGUGACCCUGCACGCUGAUGCCAUUCACCGUGGUGGUGGGCAGAUCAUCCCUACUGCCAGGAGGUGCCUGUAUGCCUGUGUGCUCACUGCUCAGCCAAGACUUAUGGAGCCCAUCUAUCUUGUAGAGAUCCAGUGUCCAGAACAAGUAGUUGGUGGGAUCUAUGGUGUCCUGAACAGGAAGCGUGGCCAUGUCUUUGAGGAGUCCCAGGUGGCAGGCACUCCCAUGUUCGUUGUUAAGGCCUACCUGCCUGUCAACGAGUCUUUUGGUUUUACAGCUGACUUGAGAUCCAACACCGGUGGCCAGGCCUUCCCCCAGUGUGUGUUCGACCACUGGCAGAUCCUGCCUGGGGACCCCUUUGACAACACUAGCCGUCCUUGCCAAGUCGUUGCUGAGACCCGCAAACGCAAAGGGCUGAAGGAAGGCAUCCCGGCACUAGACAACUUCCUGGACAAAUUGUAAAAACUACCCCCCAACACCAGUUUAAAAUCACUGUCGUUGGACUCUGAAUAAACUAACUAGCAUAACAUCAAAUGCAGCAGGCAACUGUAGACUGCAGUGACCAUCUCUUUGCAUUAUACUUAAUCGGUUUCAUAGCAAUUUGAGACUUUCAGAAAACACGUUGAUAUUCAGCCUUAUAGGUUUCUGUGUUGCACAUGACUCAUGGGGGCCCCACUUGGUGCCAUUGUAACUUAAAAACAUUUCCACUUGAUGCAACUCAAGUUGCCCAGUUCCAUAUUUAUUUGACACAGGAAAGAUGCUUUCCUCUCUGCAGGGAUUGGGCAAAAGGGGUGGGGAGGUAAGAGGGCACCUGCCGCUUCAAAGGGGGAAAUUCAUAAUGCCCAACGACUUGCAAACCGAGCAAAACAUUGCCCGAAGAGGGUUUGCUUGAGUUAACGGCCUUUAGUAUGUUUUUUUUUUUCUUUCUCCCCAGGGGAGGGGGAUGUGUAAGGGGACUUGUAGUUGGGCAGAAACUCAAAGGCAGGAAGAUCUUGUGCAGUGUGAUUGUCAUCAUGAACAUCAACCAAUGUAUUAGUGCCACUGGAAUAAUAAAUUUGAUAUGGUGAUGAGUA
This is a messenger RNA of Mauremys mutica (yellowpond turtle), 3337 nucleotides long. It is a transcript of the gene EEF2, whose product is annotated as eukaryotic translation elongation factor 2. The transcript has 15 exons. The coding region runs from base 150 to 2726 and encodes 858 amino acids. The record is from RefSeq and is a predicted model, not a curated record. Gene Ontology annotation, molecular function: GTP binding; translation elongation factor activity; GTPase activity. Gene Ontology annotation, biological process: translational elongation. Gene Ontology annotation, cellular component: cytosol; ribonucleoprotein complex. Lineage: Eukaryota; Metazoa; Chordata; Testudines; Geoemydidae.